Molecule: messenger RNA, 3377 nt
Organism: Lagenorhynchus albirostris (white-beaked dolphin)
Lineage: Eukaryota; Metazoa; Chordata; Mammalia; Artiodactyla; Delphinidae
Gene: TRMT11
Product: tRNA methyltransferase 11 homolog
Exons: 13
Coding region: 30-1412 (460 amino acids)
Biological process (GO): methylation
Cellular component (GO): cytoplasm
Molecular function (GO): nucleic acid binding
Source: RefSeq, a predicted model, not a curated record
GUGGCGCAGGCGCGCCGCGGGCUGAUGCGAUGGCGCUGCCGGGACCCGUUAACAGGUAUCUUCUGCUCAUGGCACAGGAACACCUGGAGUUCCGCUUGCCGGAAAUAAAGUCUCUGCUUUCACUUUUUGGAGGUCAGUUCACCAAUAGUCAGGAAACUUAUGGAAAGUCUCCUUUUUGGAUUCUUAGCAUUCCCUCUGAAGAUAUUGCCAGAAACUUAAUGAAACGGACAGUGUGUGCCAAGUCUAUAUUUGAACUAUGGGGUCAUGGAAAGUCUCCAGAGGAGCUAUAUAGUUCUUUGAGAAACUACCCUGUGGAGAAGAUGGUUCCAUUUCUGCAUUCAGAUUCUACAUAUAAAAUAAAGAUUCACACAUUUAAUAAAACGUUGACACAAGAAGAAAAAAUCAAACGGAUAGAUGCCCUUGAAUUUCUGCCAUUUGAAGGAAAAGUGAAUUUAAAGAAGCCACAACAUAUAUUCUCUAUUUUGGAGGAUUAUGGUUUGGACCCAAACUGCAUCCCUGAGAAUCCACAUAAUAUCUAUUUUGGUAGAUGGAUUGCAGAUGGGCAGAGAGAGCUUAUUGAGUCAUACAGUGUCAAAAAGAGACACUUUAUUGGAAAUACAAGCAUGGAUGCUGGUUUAUCAUUCAUCAUGGCCAACCAUGGAAAAGUGAAAGAAAAUGAUAUUGUAUUUGAUCCAUUUGUUGGAACAGGUGGCCUUCUGAUAGCAUCUGCUCAUUUUGGUGCAUAUGUAUAUGGGACAGACAUAGACUACAACACCGUUCAUGGCUUGGGAAAGGCUAGUAGGAAAAACCAGAAAUGGAGAGGACCAGAUGAAAACAUUAGGGCAAAUCUUCGUCAAUAUGGUUUAGAGAAGUAUUACCUUGAUGUCCUGGUUUCAGAUGCAUCUAAACCUUCUUGGAGGAAGGGCACAUACUUUGAUGCAGUCAUCACUGAUCCUCCAUAUGGUAUUAGAGAGUCUACAAGAAGAACAGGUUCACAAAAGGAAAUACCAAAGGGGAUAGAAAAAUGUCCAGAAAGCCACGUUCCUGUUUCCUUGAGUUAUCAUCUGAGUGAUAUGUUUUUUGACCUGUUAAACUUUGCAGCUGAGACCCUCGUAUUAGGUGGAAGACUAGUCUAUUGGUUACCAGUGUACACACCAGAAUACACUGAAGAGAUGGUACCCUGGCACCCUUGCUUGAAACUCAUCAGCAACUGUGAGCAGAAGCUUUCCGGUCGCACAUCAAGGCGCUUGAUAACGAUGGAAAAGGUGAAGGGAUUUGAGAACCGGGACCAGUAUUCACAUCUGCUGAGUGAUCACUUUCUGCCGUACCAAGGUCAUAAUUCCUUCCGUGAGAAAUAUUUCAGUGGGGUAACAAAAAGAAUUGCCAAGGAAGAAAAAUCUAGCCAGGAAUGAAAAUUAGGAUUUUGACAAUGGAGAAAGAAUAAGGAUUUGAUAGAAAAGACAUCUGGAUGUGAACUUUCAUGUAUGAUACAGAAAAUGUACUGUUUUAAAUAAUUUUAUAUAACAAAAUAAAUGCUAUAAAGUCAACUGAACAAUUCUUUUAACGUUAGCUUUGUUUUAUAGACUAUUCUGUUGUAUGUGGUCUUUUGAACUUUAUAUUUGUGCUUUCAAGUAUUAUGGAAAUUGAAAACAGUUAUAUUUUUGGUAAUUAAUUUACAAAUGGUGUUGACUUUUUAAACAGAUAUCUGCUGGAUAUGUUAUAGGCAUUAAUAGUGUUUGAGAAUUUAUUCAUUAGGUAGGCUUGUUUAAUUUUGGUUUUGAUUGUAAUUGUUUUACAUUGUCACUAAUAAAGCUUACUGAGGAUUCCUAAAAUCGUGUAGUAUACAGAGGGGAUGUGAUGAAGGAAAUGAAUUUUUAUUUAUAAAUCCCAGACAAGUUAGUAACACAAUGAUAAUGUUGAUGAUGAGAAAGGCUAGGACCUGACAACCUAAAAAGAUUCCAAACUCCUUGAGGCCUGUCCACAUCUGAAGCUCGUCUGUACCUUGGAUUUGCUUCUGCAUUCCUAAACCUUGACUGUCGGUCAAGUUAACUACCCACAAUUUUUGGUUUAGAAAGUAACUGAUAGUUAAAAGCAGUAACAACAACACAAAUCCUUGAUGGUUCCCUAAUGGCAUUAAGUCUAAUCAGAGCUCUUUGAAAUAGAAGCUGUAUUUUCUUGAAGGAGAAACUUUGCUGAGUCCACAUUGUGUCCAUCAUGAAAAUAUCUUGUUUGAAAACCACUCUACCCAUUAAUUCAGGAUGCUAAUAGCUUUCCUGCUCUCGGUGGUCAAAGUACCUCAGCAGGACGGCAGUAAACGAAUCCUCUCUCUUUAACCAGAGCCUAUUUUUAUUUAUGCUAUUAUUAUUAUUUUAGUGUUACUGCUGGCUUUUAUGGACUCACAGUUUGAAUGUGCAUAGCUUAGGACCUCCGGAAGACCAGUGCUGCCCAAGCAGAGAGAGAGAGAGCAGGCCAUCCGCCUAGUUCUCCCUCCUUUUCUUGUCCUGCAGCUCUGAAUUUCAGCAGCAGAUCUCAAACAUUUCAGUGAUUGUUUUGUUUUGGUUUCUGGAUGUGAUUUGUGGUACACUGGGGAAAAUCUAAAAGUAUUCAAGGAUGAUUUAUUUUCAGUAUUUCUGUUGUAAACUGACUUAUUUAAAAUUUUUUGAGGUUAUAUGGGCGGUGAGUUUGAAACUUUGUAGCUGACUAAAUUUGGAAUGAGAUUUUAGCCUUGCCCCAUUUUUUGGUUGUCACAAAAAUUAGUCCAAAUUAGUUCCAAAUUAGAUCUGGAAAAGUUGCAACAUUAAUUUUAGUCACUUUGUUCUUAAAAAUUAUCCAACAUUAAAAAAAUAUAUUUCAAAUUAUUUCUUAUUACCAUUAGUGGAGGCCUUCUAAUCUUUAAUUCUUCAUUGUUGUGAGGUUUAUUUUCAUAUAUAUCAAUAAGUUCAGUCUCCCAUUCCUGAAAUGUCACCGGACUCAGAGUGUGAAUUUGUGCAGUUGUUUUGAGGUUAGUACUCAGAAGUGAAAAAGAAACCCGAUCACUUUCAACCGAUUUUGAUUUUAGUGCAGGUAACACGUUCUCUUAUUCUAAAAAAAAGAGACUUUAUUUUCUGGCAUCAGGAUCUUACUACUUCUGCAUAAGUUGGAGAAGAUCAUUUCUGGGAUUGCUUUAGUUUUAUGUGUAUUCCUCAUGCACUUACUGGCAGGAAUAUCACCUAGCAAAAUGCCUACAUUUUAGGUAGUCCUGUAGUAUGAAUUUACAGUGUAAUCUGUGAGUGAACCCUAGGUGGUCUGUGGGCUGGCCUAUUUAAUGUUUAUAAUAUGACAGACUCUAUAAUUUUGUUUCUGGCAUAUAUUAAAACAUCCAUAAAAUACAGACGGUU